GAGGGCUGUAGCAAGACCCCAGCCACAGGAGGGAGGGCCGGCAGGUGAAGACAUGGAGCUUUGUUUAACCGAGAGCCACGAGACACAAGUCACGAGACACCAGCUCUAUUCCUGGCCACGAUGGACUUCUCCCAUGACCUUGAGGGAGCAGAGGGCUGCAAGCCACCUCCUUGGAGCAGGCUGGGUCCUUUCUCUCCUAUACAAGGCAUUGCAGGAGAAGCAGCUGCCCCUGCCAAAGGCUCUGGAAGGUUUUACCUCACCGGGCUUUGCCAAGUGCUUUGCAUCCUUGAGGAAGGUGACAUACCAGCUACACAGUGCUGUCCCCAGUGCAAUGCGUGGAACUCUCCUUGCAGCUGUGGUGAGACUGCCAGCAGGGGAAGCACUGGCAUGGAUGAGUUACCAGGACCUGUAACAGAGAGACUGAAGAUUUCUCCCAAACUGGAUUCAGAGCAUCCACUGACAUCUCCUGCAGAGAAAUACUACCAAGCCUUGGUCACGGGGAACCUGAGGAGCCUGCAGGUGCUGACAGACAGAUACUAUGAAGAUGUCAACCUGGUUUUUGAGAUCAGCAAAAAUGAGCUGGAGUGGCAGGUGAAAAGCCCAGCAUCUUAUGGACUCUCAGGGCUGUGGUCGCUGGAAUACAAGCAGGAGCUGAGCACACCACUGUGCAUUGCCGCCAGCCAUGGCCACACCGCCUGCCUGUGGCACCUCCUGCACCGCCAGGCUGAUCCCAACCUGGCACCGGGGGGCUGGACCCCUCUGCAUGAAGCCUGUCAUGGGGGGCACACUGCCUGUGUCGAGCUACUGCUGGAGCAUCAAGCUGAUCCCAACCUCAGGAGCGAUGAGGGGCUGGCCCCGCUGCACCUCUGCACCACCCGCAACUCACUGCGAUGCGCCGAGCUGCUGCUGAAACAUGGAGCCACCAUUGACCUGCCCAGUGAGGACAGCGGGGAGACAGCGCUACACGUAGCAGCCAAGCAUUGCCUCUAUGACCAUGCCCACCUCUACCUGAAGCAUGGGGCAGACGUGAAUGCCCGCAGCACCCGGGGUGAGACAGCUUUGGGCUUAGUCUGCAGGCAGGCCCCAGAUGCUGCUGAGGAAGCCCUGCAGCUGUGCCGGCUGCUUGUUGUGCGUGGAGCCAAGCUGGAUGCAUGCGAUGAGCUGCGGAGGAGCCCUCUGCACGAGGCCUGUGGGGCAGCCAACAACGUGCUGGUGAAGUUCCUGCUGAGACGUGGGGCAGAUGUCAAUGCCAUUGACUACAACGGCAUCUCCCCGCUGGGCUGUGUGCUGCAGGCAGCUGCCUUCAAGCAGGAGCUGAGGCCUCACCUGGUGGUGCAGCUGCUGCUCAACUAUGGAUCCCAAAAGAUAUGGCCCCAUGCAUUCACAAAGGUGCUGAGGUCCUGUGCAGCUGUGCCAGAGAUCAUUGAAAUCCUCAUCAACUCCUACUCACAAAUCCCCAUCUCUGAGAAGUGGGUGGAGGCUGUGCCGGAGGAGGUCCUGCAGCAGCACCAGCCAUUCUAUGAGUCCUUGUUCCGGCUGUCAGGCACAGUCCGGUCCUUGCAGCACUUGUGCCGCUCCGCCAUCAGGAAGAAGUUUGGCAGCCGCUGUCACUGCCUCAUCCCCUCCCUGCCCGUGCCCAAACCACUGCUGGGUUACCUGCUGCUGGAGCCCGAGGGUGUCCUGCUCUGAAUGCACAGCCCUCCUCUGCAUCUUCCUUGUGGCAGCAUCUGUUUGCUGCUGGCCAAGCAGAGGAGCCACCGUUGUUGUGACAGAUGGGUGCUUUCCUGGGACUUAUAACUAAAACGUGCUUUCAGCUGUAA
Molecule: messenger RNA, 1820 nt
Organism: Coturnix japonica (Japanese quail)
Lineage: Eukaryota; Metazoa; Chordata; Aves; Galliformes; Phasianidae
Gene: ASB18
Product: ankyrin repeat and SOCS box containing 18
Biological process (GO): intracellular signal transduction; protein K6-linked ubiquitination
Cellular component (GO): cytoplasm; BRCA1-BARD1 complex; BRCA1-A complex
Molecular function (GO): protein binding; ubiquitin-protein transferase activity
Source: RefSeq, a predicted model, not a curated record